Messenger RNA from Prunus armeniaca (apricot), 225 nucleotides. Lineage: Eukaryota; Viridiplantae; Streptophyta; Magnoliopsida; Rosales; Rosaceae. The record is from the annotation of a GenBank genome assembly.
AUGACGAAGAAGAUCCAUCAUUUGCAGUCUGUUUUGUUCACUCUUAAGGGAGACUCAAGGCUUAAAGAUAUAGAAGAAGAGGUACGGCUUCUGUGGGCUGCAUCAAGAAGUAGUACAACUUCGAUCUUCAACUGCUGCCUCUCAGGCUCAAAAGGUCAUGCACUGACAUACUCAGUCUAUGGCUAUGAGUGUGUGAUGGCCGACAUUGUUCAUAAGUUUUGCUGA